Messenger RNA from Caenorhabditis elegans, 973 nucleotides. Lineage: Eukaryota; Metazoa; Nematoda; Chromadorea; Rhabditida; Rhabditidae. The record is from the annotation of a RefSeq genome assembly.
AUGUUGGCUCAAGAUAUUAAAAAGAAUCAACUAUUAUUCAAAUCUCAAAAAUUUUGAUCAAAUUUUGAUAGGAUUAUAUGGUCUUUUAUUUUUUGCGUGUAUAAUUAUUUAUACUAUUGUACUUCCAUUUUAUAUUUUUUUGGUGAAAAUUAUUAUCAUCUACCCAAUUACAAAACACUUUUAUCGAAUGGUAAUAAUAUACUAUUUGAUAUUUAUUUCAACAUGUAUUUUCGCCUUGUUUUACUAUUAUUUACCGGACAGUGUGGUACUCACAACAUUAGUUUUGCAUGGGUUAUUCGUUUUUUUAUUUUUUUAAUUAUAUUCACUCAACAUAAUUACUCAAGUUUUUCACGUGCUUCUGUUUGUACUCGCAGUUGAACGGUUUUUUCUCUACUUUUUUCCAUCCAGUGAAAAACUAUUCAAAUCUUCGCAAAAUAUAAUCAAAUACUUGUAUUUUUUUAUAAUUGUAAAGGAAGUUUCAUGUGCCAUAUUCUCAUUUUGGAAGUAUCAGACUGUUCAAAAUACAUUCUGGUUUAAUUUUUUCCUUUGCAUAACGUGCUCUAUCAAUGAUGUUCUUGUAUUUCUCUCGGCUAUUUUAUAUAUUCCGAUUGUUAUAAGUAUUCGAAAGUUGGUGAAUUUACAGUCAGCUCAACAUUCCAAGCCGCAUAAAUAUAUUUUCUUGCAAACAAUGGUGGUUUUCACAUUCAAAUCGAUUCAAGUUCUCGCAUACCUCAUGACAAAUCAUAAUGGUAUUUCCUUAACUAGUUUAUUCAUUUGUGCUAUAGCAGUGUCAGACUAUAUCACCACACCGUUAAUUGUCCAAAUGUCAUAUCUCUCAUGCAAUAAGAGGAACAUGAAGCUUUUGCUCUCCUCGAUCAGUGCUCGGAAGUUGUUUAAUGUUCUGCUCAAUCUCCAACCGGGUGCCACCGUGCAUCCACGUUUAUCAGCAAAUUACUCUACACACAUGAUCUAA